Linum trigynum is the source of this 1708-nucleotide messenger RNA. The record is from the annotation of a GenBank genome assembly. Lineage: Eukaryota; Viridiplantae; Streptophyta; Magnoliopsida; Malpighiales; Linaceae.
CUGUAGCCACCCUUCAGUUUUGACACCAUUUUUAUCCCCUCCCUCCCUCCAUCUUUCCCCCACAUUUCAUUUCAUUUCAUUUCCACCCUCACUCACUUACUCCCUUUCUCUCUCUCUCUCUCUCUCUCUCUCUCUCUCUCUCUCUCUGCUCUCCUCCUUCGCCUAUCACAGCCAAAACAGAACUAGAACAAGGAGAAGGAGAAGGAGAAGAUCCCAUUCCAAUCUUCCCCACAUAUAUACUCUGAUCUCUUCCCACUUCCUUCACAAUCAUUAAAACCCCAUAAAAAUGGCGCUCAUGCUCGAAAGCCCACCGUUCGCCGCCGACCAGCAGGGGCUACUCCUGUCGCUAGACAACCACAAGUCCGUCCCGGCGCCGUUCCUGACCAAGACCUACCAGCUGGUCGACGACCCUUCCACCGACCACGUCGUCUCCUGGGGAGAGGACGACUCCACCUUCGUCGUCUGGCGCCCUCCGGAAUUCGCACGUGACCUCCUCCCCAACUACUUCAAGCACAACAACUUCUCCUCCUUCGUCCGACAGCUCAACACCUAUGGUUUUAGGAAGAUCGUACCGGACAGAUGGGAAUUCGCCAACGACUUCUUCAAAAAGGGCGAAAAGCACCUCCUCUGCGAAAUCCACCGCCGCAAGACAGCUCACCCACCACCUCCUCCUCCCCCGCCGUCGCACCACCACCACCUCGCCGGAUUCUUCCCUUUCUCCGACCGGAUCGACGACGAAGACGACAACCACCUCUUCCCCUCCCACCACAAUCACAACCAUAGCUACUGGGACUCCACUCCGCCGCCGCCGGCCGGGAACACGGUGACGGCGCUGGCGCAGGACAACGAGCGGCUGCGUCGGAGCAACAACAUGCUGAUGUCGGAGCUGGCCCACAUGAAGAAGCUGUACAACGACAUCAUCUACUUCGUCCAGAACCACGUCAAGCCCGUCGCACCUCCCAGCAACCACCAUACGACGCCGUUCCCGCCCUUUCAUUCCAACGGCGCCGUUUCCUCCCACCACCACCAUCUGAAGCCGUGGAACCAGCUGCAGCUUGGCUACAAUAGUAACAACGCUACUACUACUACCGGCAGAACGUCACCCAGCUACAGCAACAGCGGGAACUCGCAGAGCACGGUGACGAUCUUGGAGGAGAUCCCCGGCAACAAAAACGACGGCGUUGAGAAUGGUUCAUGCGGCAGGACGACGAAGCUGUUCGGGGUGCCGAUCUCGAAGAAGAGGGUGCACCCGGACCAGUACUAUGUGGAGAAUGGCAAGGCGGUGCAACGGUUGGUGUUGGAGAAGGAUGAUUUAGGGUUUAAUCUCAUGCCUCCUUCCGCUUGUUAAGUUAGUGAGUUAGUUAGUUAGUUAGUUAGUUAGUUAGUUAGAUUCCCUUUGAUGAGUGUUAAUUUGAUUAGUUCAGUAUGAUGAUGAUGGUGAUGAUGGGUUUUUGGUGCAGAAUCUUUCUUAGAACCCGAGCUAAUUAAUAUGCUGUAGAUGAUCAUGAGAUUAUAUUGAGAUCUCUUCUAAAUUCGAUCGGGUUCCUCUUUUUUGUUUUGUUUGUUAAUGUUUUGGUGAGGAUGAUGAUGAUGAUCGUAGAUUGUCAUCCGAUCGAUCACGGUGGUUGCUUUAGUGGAAAAAGCAAAAAAUGUGGAUGGCUUCUUUUUCUUUUUCUUUUGUGUACAGAAAUAUAUGCGACUUUUCUUU